Messenger RNA from Penaeus vannamei (Pacific white shrimp), 2622 nucleotides. Lineage: Eukaryota; Metazoa; Arthropoda; Malacostraca; Decapoda; Penaeidae. The record is from RefSeq and is a predicted model, not a curated record.
GAAUGCUGUAGAAUAUAGCUGAAGUUUUAUUUGUCAAAAUUUGACCUCAACAUGUCAGAAGAACAGAGAAGUGGUGGAGAAAAUAGCUCCAGCACAAAACCAGCGAGUCACACACUUAAACCUAACUACAUACUAAAAUACACACUUUCUGGGCAUUCUAAAGCAGUUUCGUCAGUUAAGUUCAGCCCAACAGGAGAUUGGCUAGCAAGUUCCUCGGCCGACAAAGUUAUCAAGAUAUGGGGAGCUUAUGAUGGAAAGUUCGAAAAGACAUUAUCAGGACACAAACUGGGUAUCAGUGACGUAGCUUGGUCUCAUGACAGCCGACUCCUUGUAUCUGCCUCAGAUGACAAAACAUUAAAAAUAUGGGAAUUGGCUUCAGGCAAAUGUGUGAAAACACUGAAAGGACACAGCAACUAUGUGUUCUGCUGUAACUUCAACCCACAGUCCAACCUUAUUGUCUCAGGCUCAUUUGAUGAGAGUGUACGAAUUUGGGACGUUAAAACUGGCAAGUGCUUAAAAACCCUUCCAGCCCAUUCGGAUCCAGUCAGUGCUGUUAAUUUCAACCGAGAUGGCACACUUAUUGUUUCUAGUAGUUAUGAUGGGUUAUGUCGAAUCUGGGACACUACUUCUGGGCAGUGCCUCAAAACACUCAUUGAUGAUGACAAUCCGCCUGUCUCCUUUGUAAAGUUCUCUCCAAAUGGAAAAUAUAUACUGGCAGCAACCUUAGAUAACACAUUAAAACUCUGGGACUAUAGUAAAGGCAAAUGUCUCAAGACCUACACAGGGCACAAGAAUGAAAAGUAUUGCAUAUUUGCCAAUUUCUCUGUAACAGGAGGAAAGUGGAUUGUCUCUGGAUCAGAAGAUAACCUUAUCUAUAUUUGGAAUUUGCAAACCAAAGAAAUUGUUCAGAAGUUAGAAGGCCAUUCAGAUGUUGUACUAUGUACAGCCUGCCAUCCGACACAGAACAUCAUUGCUUCAGGAGCAUUAGAAAAUGAUAAAACAAUCAAACUGUGGAAGAGUGACACUUAGAGGAACAUUCUAGAAACCUUUUUUUCUCUUUCAUUUAUUUUUAUUAUGAUUUCGUUAUUUUUUUCAUACCUUAUGUCAAGAGUAAUUUUGAAAGGGUGUUUUGAGUUAUGGCUUAAAAUGAAAGAAUAUUUUGUAGAUUUUGUCUUUAUUUUUUAUGCCAAGAUGUGUUUGGCUGAAAGUGAAAGAAUGUAGAUCUUGCCUUUAUUUUUUAUUCUAAGAUUUUUUCUUUUGCUUUCAGUCUCUCCUCACUCUUCAACAAAUUUUUGCUUGGUUUCAUUCUGUGGUAAAAGUAUAUUUUUUUAACCUCAACAUAUUGCUAUACAAUAUAUAUGUCUAGUCUCUAAAGCAUGUCCAAAAUCCUCUCAAACAGAAAUCUAGCCCUGUUAGAUUUUAACAGCUUUUAAUAUACUAACAACUGUGGAAUCCUAUCAACUUUUGGCAUUGCAUCAACCAAAUUAUAUUUAUUGUGUAUAUUUAUAUUUGCUCAUUCAUUUUACAAGAAUGUCUUCAUUCUUAGUGUUUAGUAGAAUACUCGCUAUUUGUUUAGGCGCGACUCCAAAAAAUAGGGAAAUAUCAGAAAGAAAGAAAAGAGAAAGUGAGAAUUUUGUCUCGCUCUCUCUCUCAUCCAUUACUGCAUGCAUGUAUUUCUUUGUGAUUUAUUUAUUUAUUUAUUUAUUUAUUUAUUAUUUAUUUAUUUAUUAUUAUUUUUUUUUUUUUCUUUAAAGAAGUCUUUAAUAAGGAUUAUAUGAGCACUAGAACUCUAUGAAAAACAGAGGAAGAAGGAAAAAAGCACCUUAGUCAUUCCAUUUGAAUAAUAUACUGUGAAAGAAAGAUCAUAUAACAGGGGAAUAGAAUGGACCCCCACGAAAGAUUACAGGUAGUGUAGAUUUUCAAGGGAUAAUGCGAUAACUUUAAGCACUGAUAAAGAUAUUUUUCUCCAAAAUUGUUAAUUUUUACAUUGUAUAAUUUUUUUCUCUGAGCAAUAAUUUAGCAGUUGUAAUUACCAAAAUCAUAAGCAAGGCCUUGCAUGACUAAAAAGAUAUUAAAAAGGAAAUGCAUAAUUAAAGAAGUGUUUUAACUUUUGUGAAUAGUUGAUUUGUGAAAGAGAUUAACAUGUAUUGUAUCAUGUAUGUUUGGGGUUACUGAGCAAAGUAAUGUUUUCUUGACUAUUUUUCAUUUUCUUCACAACUACUUGAUUUUAAGAGUAUAGUUUACAAUUUUUAUUUUCAAUAUCCCAUUCCAUCUUGUGUUUUGUAGAUUCCCAGUGUUAUAGGAAGUGAAUAAAAACUGAUUGUGAUGAAAGGAAAGGCAAUUGGGAAUAACAGUCUCAUGAGAUACUACAUGAAGAUCAAUAAUCAUCCAAUUUAUAAUGAUGGAAAUCAAGCUUGUUAUGUUGUGUUGAUGUAUGCAUAUUUAUUUAUUAUUAUUAUUAUUUUUUUUUUUUUGACCAUUAUAUUUAUUAUAUUUCUCUUUAGUUGCCAUACUCUUUUGACAUUCUGUACUUUAUCAGUUUUGUGUAAUGUUCUCUGUAUUAUUUACUCUGAAACUGUAAAGUAAUGUGACAUACUGUAUAUUUGAUAAAAAAAAUACAUA